Aspergillus wentii DTO 134E9 is the source of this 1212-nucleotide messenger RNA. Its product is annotated as mitochondrial 54S ribosomal protein uL2m. Bases 1 to 1212 code for a protein of 403 amino acids. Gene Ontology annotation, biological process: cytoplasmic translation. The record is from RefSeq and is a predicted model, not a curated record. The transcript has 2 exons. NCBI's taxonomy places the organism in Eukaryota, Fungi, Ascomycota, Eurotiomycetes, Eurotiales, Aspergillaceae. Gene Ontology annotation, molecular function: structural constituent of ribosome; RNA binding. Gene Ontology annotation, cellular component: ribosome.
AUGCUUCAGCCAAGGAUGGCCUUGACGGCUAUCCGUCUUCCCUUCAGAUGCCUCUCCUCCAUUCCCUCUCGAGCCUAUUCGACUGUUAUCCGCGAAACAGAGAAACCAUCGGAGGAAUCGUCGAGCUCGACAUUCGACCCUAGCAUCGCUUUUGCUCCCCCUCCCACUCGUGAUGAAGCCGGUGUCGUCCUUCGAUCGUACAAACCCCGGACCCCCGGUAUCAGACAUUUGCGAAGACCGAUCAACGAUCAUCUCUGGAAAGGCCGUCCGGUACAAAAGUUGACCUUCCCCAAGAGAGGUCAAGGAAAAGGUGGUCGGAACAAUACGGGUCGCGUCACUAUGCGCCAUCGUGGUGGUGGUCACAAGCGUCGGAUACGAACGGUCGACUUUGAGCGUGCUGCCCCUGGACCUCAUGUGGUGGAGCGCAUUGAGCAUGACCCGGGUCGGAGCGCUCAUAUUGCCCUUCUUCGAAGCCAAGAAACCAAGCGAUUGAGCUACGUCCUGGCCGCGGAGGGUAUGCGGGCUGGUGAUGUCGUUCAGAGUUAUAUGCCUGGUAUCCCCGAUGAUCUGUGGAAGAGUAUGGGUGGAGCUGUGGAUCCUGGUGUGCUCGCAGCUAGAACUGCCUGGAGAGGCAACUGCUUGCCAUUGCACAUGAUCCCCGUUGGUACACUCAUCUUCAAUGUCGGACUGCGUCCCGGCAAGGGAGGCCAGCUGUGCCGCAGUGCCGGUACCUUUGCAACUGUGAUUGCAAAGGGUGGUGGUGGUCAGCAACCUGCCCAGAGCCAGUUCCAAGAAGGUGCCGAAGCGGAAGAGCAGAAGCCUCUGACCCAGCGUGAGAAGCAGAAGCAGAAGCGUGCUGCCGAGCAUAUCACCAUUCGUUUGCAGAGUGGUGAAGUCCGACUCAUUCACAAGGACUGCUGCGCAACUGUCGGAGUUGCUAGCAACGCAAACUACCAAUACAGCCAGCUCGGUAAGGCCGGUCGUUCACGUUGGUUGAACAUUCGGCCUACCGUCCGUGGUCUUGCUAUGAACGCCGCUGACCAUCCCCAUGGUGGUGGACGAGGCAAGUCCAAGGGUAACGUCGACCCGAAGAGUCCCUGGGGUCUACCAGCCAAAUCCGGAUACAAGACCCGUCCCAAGUGGAAGGUCAACAAGGCCGUGGUGGUCCCAAGAGUCCGCAACCAAGGCAAGCGUCGCAGAGGAUACAACUAA